Molecule: messenger RNA, 669 nt
Organism: Camelina sativa (false flax)
Lineage: Eukaryota; Viridiplantae; Streptophyta; Magnoliopsida; Brassicales; Brassicaceae
Source: RefSeq, a predicted model, not a curated record
CCUUUAUUGCCGACUGUUUCUAUCUCUUCUCUCUCCCUUCCUUUGGAGAUAAAACAUGCGUUGGCGAGAUCGUACUCUAUCUGGAAGCCUGUUUUGAUCUCAUUUUCUCCAAUGAAUGGAGAAUCACCUAAAUUUUCCCGUCUCCGGGUGAUUUUAGCCACCAGCGUAGGUUCUCAUCAGGCAUUCUUUUCAUAUGUUGAUGAUUGCUUCUGCUGUAUUCUCAUGGUCAAUAGAAGAAAGAAGAAGAUUGGUAUUAGUCCUUUACUUGAAGCAAACAUAAAGGAACCCAAGAAGCUUCAAGUCCUUGAUUCCAAAGAUAUUUCAAGAAGAAACACCAUGUUGUAUCUCACGACUGGAUUCCUUGGAGGGAUCAACAUUCUCCAUGGUGAAGCCGCAGAAGCUCGAGUAGGGAGAAAGGAGAACAGGAAAAAAGCAAUGGAGAAGCUGAUGGCGAAGGCGAAAGAGUCAGAGCCGCCCAACAAGUCAGAAAACCAAAAGAUAGAGAAAGAGUUAGAGAAAGAAGAAGUAUUUCCUCUACUUCCUCCUCCUCUUGUGGUGGAGGCAAACAUGUUUCAAUAAGCUAUCUCCCUCACUCUCUCUUUUGUUUACUCAUAGAGACACAAUGUGUGAGAAUCAAAAGCUUUUCAUUCCAACACCCAAUUGAGUAAA